This is a messenger RNA of Nicotiana attenuata, 621 nucleotides long. RefSeq lists its product as uncharacterized. Bases 1 to 621 code for a protein of 206 amino acids. Lineage: Eukaryota; Viridiplantae; Streptophyta; Magnoliopsida; Solanales; Solanaceae. The transcript has a single exon. The record is from RefSeq and is a predicted model, not a curated record.
AUGGCCCGUCUAGGCCGAGAUCAAUCACUCACGGGGACGAUUGAGGUUUUCCCCCUUGUUAUCUGCUCACAAUUUUUGUGUAUCGCCUACAGAAGUGGUCUUCACUCUCGAGAAGCUCGGAACAAAAGUCAAAUGGCCACCAAAGAUGAGGUUGGACCGAACACAGGAAAAUAUAACGCUCUCUGCGAGUUCCACCAAGAACGUGGACACAAAAUAGAAGAUUGCAUCGCUCUGAUACUAGAGGUGGCAAACUUGCUGCAACAAGGGCACCUCAAAGAACUACUCAGCGACAAAGAUAGAAACACCUUAGCAAGGUGUCGAGAACAUCCAGGCCCACCAAAGCCCUCUUCGCUAACUUGUACUAUCAAUAUGAUUAUUAGUGGCAGCGACGACGCCUCUAUCAAUGGCAUCAAAUUUACUGCCACCCACAAGCUCAAAAGAUCGAUCACCCAUGAACGAUAUGACGGACUCGAAGAAAGUAUCAUACUCGAUGAGUCAGAUGCCGAGAGUUUGAAUUUCCCUUAUAAUGAUCCACUUGUCAUUCCUUUACGAGUUUUAGAUACUGUUGCUAAGAGAUUUAUGGUCGAUGAGGGAAGUGGAGAUGGAACCAUCCAUCUCUGA